CAGCACAGACGUGCACGUGGUUCAAUUUUAUCACACAAUAAUACAGUAUAAAAUCGAGCAAAUACCAAUCCAUAGCAUCAUAAGUCGAAAUCAUCAAGCCAUAGAAUGACCACUUGGAAGCUGCUUCUGGUUUUGGGUUUAGCCGUUGGCGCAACACGAUGUUCGGACCUGGAGAUUCACGACGAGGAGCCUGACAUCAUGUGCAUGGUGAACAUCUAUCCGGAUAUCAGUGAUGCAAUUCUGAACAAGCUUGCAGUCUGUGAUUUUAUCAUCGUAAGCUACGACGGCUUGUGCGAUUUUGCGAGACAUCUGAAGAACUUUUCCGACGCCAAACGAGUCGCUUUGAUCCGUAGUAAAGCACCACAUGCCAAGAUUCUGCGCAAAGUUGACGUAAAGUUCGAUGAGACCUUUGACCCCAAUCAUGCGGUUCAGAACGUUGAGGGUAGUUUGGCGGCGGGACUCUUCGAUGGAGUGGAGUUGGCUUUCGAUUCGGCACAUCUGGAUCAACAUGAACAGAUCAAAUAUGCUCAAUUUCUCAAGCUGCUGAAACGUCACCUCGACGAUCACGUGCUGAUCUCGAACUCUUUCGUUUGCCAACACCAUCUUCCGGCUUUCUUGCUCAACGCGAUGAGCGAAGUACUGGACUACGUCAUAUUGGUACCAUCAUCCCAGAAUGCUUCCGCCGAGGGAAAUGCUCUGGCACCUCGAGUGUACUCGGACUCGGUGGCCAACUGCCUUCUGAACGCAAAUUUCCCCCGAAAUAAGAUUGUGCUUGGCCUCCCAACCGGUGGACUGCUAGUGGAUUCAUCGGCAGACCGAGAAUCUCCUUCAAACUUUAUACCAUACGGAAAUGUUUGUGAGCUACAGAACGAGCAGCAACGGCACUGUGAAGAGCAGCAAUACCAGAACUGUUCCUUGUUUGAAGACGGUGUUAAGCUUGUAUACGACGAUCCAAAUUCGGCUGGUGGACGUGCCUUACAGGUCGUUGGUUGCAAACUGAGAGGUAUAUCGAUUGCACUGAGCUACGAUGAUCCAGCUGGAAUAUGCGUGGGAUCAAGCUUUCCACUGUUGGGCGCUGUUCAGAAUGUGUUUGAGCAUCGUUCUGGGGUUUCAGGAUUCCGAGGAUGCCCCUGUGGAACGGAUGAAUCCGAAGAGGAAGAGCAUGAAACCGAUUCUCCAUGCCACUCAAGCGAGCACCACCAGUCGGAUAGUCAUGAAGCAGAUGAUUGCUGUUGCAACAGUGAAAAGCCUUGCGAUGGAUGUAAACUGCUGAAUCGUCUUCAAGGAGCAGUGAAAACUUCCGAACACGUCGCUGGUAUUUCGAAAAGUGUCGCAGACAAGGUCUUGGAAUCACUAGAUAGAGUUGUCGAGCUUGUAUCUUACACCAUGGGCCAACGUCCAGAGUUGCCUGAAUCCCCUCAGCCAGCCCCAGCCCCGUCUCCUGUUCCUUCAUCGCUAUUGGAAUCGUUGCUUCCACUGGAGGCUCUGUAUCAGAAACCGUAA
Molecule: messenger RNA, 1503 nt
Organism: Culex quinquefasciatus (southern house mosquito)
Lineage: Eukaryota; Metazoa; Arthropoda; Insecta; Diptera; Culicidae
Exons: 6
Coding region: 106-1503 (465 amino acids)
Source: RefSeq, a predicted model, not a curated record